Effrenium voratum is the source of this 330-nucleotide messenger RNA. The record is from the annotation of a GenBank genome assembly. NCBI's taxonomy places the organism in Eukaryota, Dinophyceae, Suessiales, Symbiodiniaceae.
AUGGGCCUUCCGUAUUGGCUGGUUCCGUGCUUGGCCUUGCGGUUUGCGUCGGGUUUCGCAGUGGUGGGCUAUGUGCCGGACUACCGCUGGCCCGGCCUGGAUUGGCACAAGGCGGUGGACUUGACGACGCAUUUGGUGCUCUUCUCCCUGGAGCCCACACUGGAGGGUCUGCAGAACACCGACGGAUUGCGGAGCCUGCUGAAGAGUGGGCCAAAGGCCAUGGAAGCCGCCAAGUCUCCACCCAAGCUGCUGGUUAGUGUGGGAGGCGCCGGACGCUCCAAAGACUUUGCGGCGGUGGCAGCCAGCAAGAAGCACCGGAAACGAGUUUAG